UGCAUUUUGAGUGCAUAUAAGAAGUUUGAGUUACAGUGAGAGGAAGCCUGGCACUAGGGAAGCAGGAAAAGAAAUAUGGCGAACGAAAUAAAGUCGCAAGAAGAUUUUGAAAAUAUUCUAAAAGACAAAAGUCUUGUUGUGUUACAUUUUUCUGCAACAUGGGCACCUCAAUGCAAGCAAAUAUCUGCUGUUAUUGAUGAACUUCACAAGAACAAUGUUCAUGUUAAAUUUUACCAAAUUGAAGCUGAAGAUCACGAAGUUUUGUCAACGAAUUACAAAAUUGCAUCUGUUCCAACAGUUGUUUUCUUUAAGAAUGGAAAGGAAAUUGAUCGUCUCGAAGGUGCAAAUGCCCCGGAGUUAACGAAGAAAGUUGAAAAGCAUGGAAGUACGUUAGAUAUACCGAAACAAAACGUUCACGUCGAUACGACAGACGAAAAUAUCGAUGAAAAACUGAAGAGACUUAUAAACAGUUCGCCUUACAUGUUGUUCAUGAAAGGAACACCCGACAAUCCGCAAUGUGGAUUCAGCAAACAGAUUAUAAAUAUUCUUUCUCCCUACAAGAUUGGCACAUUUAAUAUUUUAAAUGAUGACGAAGUAAGACAAGCUCUAAAAGUGUAUUCUAAAUGGCCGACGUAUCCUCAGUUUUAUGCCCAUGGCGAAUUAAUUGGAGGUGUUGACAUCGUCAGAGAGAUGCAGGAAGAAGGAGAAUUGGAAAAUAUGCUUUCUGAUUGCAAGCGUGAAGAUCUAAACACGAGGUUGACAAAUCUCGUCAACUCGUCACCGGUUUUGCUCUUCAUGAAAGGCUCGCUUCAGGAACCUAGGUGUGGAUUUAGCAAGCAGUUUUGUUCUCUUAUGCAAAACUACCCGAGUGUGAAGAUAUCAAGUUUUGAUGUCUUAUCUGAUGAAGAGGUUCGCAGUGGUAUUAAAAAAUUUUCCAACUGGCCCACAUUUCCUCAACUUUAUGUGAACGGAGAGCUGAUUGGAGGUUUGGAUAUAGUGAAAGAACUGCAUGAAUCAGGGGAACUCAGUUCAAUUCUUUCUACAGGAACAGAAUGAGUAAUUUUUACCUGGAGGCUUAAAAACAAUCAAAAUAAACUGCGAAAGGGGUUUAUUUUUAAACGUAAGAAAGAAACUACCAAAUGUUUGGUAAAAGCGUGGACAAUUUGUUAUUGAUCCACUUAAGUUUGUGUACGAAUUGAUGGUGAGUAAAAGAUGCGGGAGAAAA
Xenia sp. Carnegie-2017 is the source of this 1225-nucleotide messenger RNA. RefSeq names its product glutaredoxin 3-like. The record is from RefSeq and is a predicted model, not a curated record. Lineage: Eukaryota; Metazoa; Cnidaria; Anthozoa; Malacalcyonacea; Xeniidae. The transcript has 13 exons. Bases 76 to 1056 code for a protein of 326 amino acids.